Vespa mandarinia (Asian giant hornet) is the source of this 1345-nucleotide messenger RNA. RefSeq lists its product as uncharacterized. The record is from RefSeq and is a predicted model, not a curated record. Lineage: Eukaryota; Metazoa; Arthropoda; Insecta; Hymenoptera; Vespidae.
UCUGGUAUUCUUUUCAUGGAUUGGCUAUCCUUAUUGGUCCUUCUCUCUCCGUUCGUUUCCCUUACUCCUUUCUCAUUCUUUCUUUGUGGGAGAAAAACAAGUAAGAGAGAGCGUAUGCAAUAUUUAACGCAGGUGGAAAGCCGUAAACGUAGUUAUCAACGGUAGAAUAUUUCCUUUUGGACAGAAUAGAGAACAACAAAGAAAAAAUCCAGUGACUGCGCAGUUAAGUUAACGCGACCACGCGCGCGAAUCUUAGAAAAGGAAAGAGCUCUGUGUUACGUAGGAAAAACAGAGGAAGGAAGAGUGGUGGGCGGAAGAGGCGUGUGCUGACUGACCGACCACCACAUCAAGCUUUUCGUAGGCUCUGUUUCUUGGCAUUGCAAUUAUCUAGAAAACAUAGAUACUCGCGGGUUUAACAACGGCGUACCGCUUGUAUAACUCCUUGUGUUCCUACGUUCGUGCACUCGUGUUCGCGUUCAUUGCACACGGUCAAUCGAACGCCCCUCGUAACCCGCAGCUACUACGUGUCCAAAGAUUUUCUUCUUGAUGCAAUUGAUUUGGAUAAAAAUUAGUGACAACAAAAUAUUACGAUCAUUUCAUACACGUGUGAAAAUAACGUACCUAUGAGGACCGAGGCGAGCUACGUAAGGCAGCAAGGUUUGACGGUAGUGGAUAAUUCAGAGGUUGGUUUGCGACGUUUAUGAGCAUGCCGACGAAAGGGAAGCAACAACAUCACCUGGCCCAUCACCAUCAUCAUCAUCAACAGCAACAUCAUAAUCCACAUCAGCAACAUCCGCUUGUAGUCAACGUUAACGUUAAUAAUCCUGGUGUUCAUCAUCUGUCCCAAGGAUACAGUACGGUGGUUGCCACGAGUACACCGCGUUACAUUUCGAAUGCCGGAUUUAGUAGGUGUGACACAUCUGGUGGUUGAGUUAUUUAAAACGGGUUAUACGUGCGCACGCACGCACAAAGCUGCUGCCUGCUACCACAUUACCCUCAAAUGCACCGUAACAGGGCUGUGCCCGCUGCAUUCACGCGGGCCGAAGGGUAUUCGCCGUCGAUCUGCGCAUGCGCACCAAUGUCCUGCACUCUUGCCCAUUGGCCUGCGCACGCGAUCUUGUACGUUCGUCGGCUCUUUCUGCAUUUCUUUCGCUACUUCGAGGUUUGACUAUUUCUCAGGAACGUAUCGAUUGUUAUACAUUUUACAAAAUUCAAAUUUUUAUCUUUAUUAUCGUUUCAAUAAAAAUAUCUGUAUUCCCUUUGAAUAUUGUUAAAGUUAAUCAAUGUAUUAAUAUUGUGAUACACGAAAGAUAAUAUUCGAAAUGAAAUAAAUUUUUUUAUAAUU